UUGUUUUGUUUUGAGACAUGACUUUGGAGAAGAAAGAGUAUAUAUCUUUGGUCUUUACUAUAAACUUAAAAAUAUUGUCGUUAAUGUUUUCGGUUUUUCUUCAUUUAACCCUAAAUGUGGCUGAGCAUCCAAUAAUGUUGACCAAAUAAAAAAUUCACAUUUUGAAAAAAGUGAAUAUUUGUACGAUACGAGUUUUCCCCAAUUUUUGUAACGCAUCAAAACUGAAUUUUAACACUGUGGUGUGUACUCUACUCAGUGAUUCUCUUCUUCGAAACGAAAUCCAUAUAUAAAUUGGGAAAUUGGUUAAGGUAACUGCAACUGAAAUGUUGUCACAGUGCCAUCUUCACUGUUACAGUAACAAUUUGUCCAUUCGAUCUCCCAAACUCAGACUCAGAGCCAUGUCCUCCUCCUCCUCUCCUCACCAAUUCAAUCACUUCGCCGAUGUCGCUAACAAGGCCGCCGACGCCGCCGGAGAUGUUAUCCGCAAAUAUUUCAGGAAAAAUUUCGACAUUAUUCACAAACACGAUCUCAGUCCAGUCACCAUUGCUGAUCAAACCGCUGAAGAGGCUAUGGUUUCCAUCAUACUAGACAAUUUCCCUUCUCAUGCUGUUUAUGGAGAGGAAAAAGGGUGGAGAUGCAGACAAGACAGUGCCGAUUAUGUUUGGGUAUUGGAUCCUAUUGAUGGAACUAAGAGCUUUAUCACUGGGAAACCCUUAUUUGGUACUCUCAUUGCUCUUUUGCAAAAUGGCACACCAAUCCUUGGCAUAAUUGAUCAACCUGUGUUAAGAGAAAGAUGGAUUGGGAUGACUGGAAAGAGGACUACACUUAAUGGACAAGAAGUGUCCACACGCACUUGUGCGGACCUUUCUCAGGCAUACUUGUACACCACAAGCCCACAUCUUUUUAGUGGAGAUGCAGAAGAGGCAUUCAUACGUGUUAGAGACAAGGUUAAAAUUCCAUUAUAUGGCUGUGACUGCUAUGCAUAUGCUCUUUUAUCUUCCGGCUUUGUGGAUCUUGUUGUUGAGUCCGGUCUGAAGCCAUACGAUUUUCUUGCACUGGUACCUGUUAUUGAAGGAUCCGGAGGUGUCAUAACUGAUUGGGAAGGGCAUCAACUCCGUUGGGAAGCUUCUCCACUUUCAAUUGCAAUAAGUUUUAAUGUUGUGGCGGCUGGUGACAAACAAAUUCAUCAACAAGCUCUAGAUUCAUUACAACGGUAAUAUGGAUGAUAACUCGAGAGUACAGUUCAAGUUCGUAAUCUUCUCUGGAAGCCGAGUCGUAGUUCAGAAUUCAGACGUUCCUAAGGAUUUGUAUUAUGAUUUAAUUGUUCUGAAUUUAUUUAUCAAAGUUCAAAUGGUGUACGCCAAUCCUUGUGAACAUUAUUUCUACACUAAAAUGUUCAGUUUGAGAUGAACCUUAUGCGGAAUCGUGAGUAGUCGGUUAAGGAUAAUUGUUGAUCACAAAUGACAAAGAUGCUAAUUGUGUUUGAAACCUUGAAUUUACUAUAGAAAAUAACGACAUGUACUAUAA
Cicer arietinum (chickpea) is the source of this 1527-nucleotide messenger RNA. Its product is annotated as bifunctional phosphatase IMPL2, chloroplastic. NCBI's taxonomy places the organism in Eukaryota, Viridiplantae, Streptophyta, Magnoliopsida, Fabales, Fabaceae. Gene Ontology annotation, biological process: L-histidine biosynthetic process. The record is from RefSeq and is a predicted model, not a curated record. Gene Ontology annotation, molecular function: histidinol-phosphatase activity.